Messenger RNA from Syngnathus typhle (broad-nosed pipefish), 5516 nucleotides. RefSeq names its product disco-interacting protein 2 homolog C-like. The record is from RefSeq and is a predicted model, not a curated record. Bases 186 to 4943 code for a protein of 1585 amino acids. NCBI's taxonomy places the organism in Eukaryota, Metazoa, Chordata, Actinopteri, Syngnathiformes, Syngnathidae. The transcript has 36 exons.
UACCGGAAGCAGCAAGCCCACAUGUGCGCGAAAUUGACGCCUCGGAACAAAUCCGCAGCGACUGACGGACGGCGAGGCUCUGACUUUUUUUUUUUUUUAUCUUUUCGAGAGGAUUUGUCGAAGAAGCAAGAGGAAAAAGACGACGCGCCAAAUAUAAGAGAGUGAAGGCGCCUGACGACGGCGGAAUGGCGGGCAGGGACCCGCUGGUGCCGAUACCCGUGGAGAUUCGGGCCAAACUGGCCGAACUGGAGUUGGAGUUAUCCGAAGGUGACAUCACGCAGAAAGGUUACGAGAAGAAACGAUGUCAACUGAUUGGAGCCUUUUUACCACAAAUUCCAGCUGCGGACGCGGCGCAGGAGAGGAGACCGUCCUUGGCGUUACGCCGCCGACGCUUGUCGGGUUCCCGGGAUGAACGCUACCGCUCAGACGUCCACAGCGAGGCAGUGCAGGCGGCCUUGGCCAAGCACGGCCAGAGGAAGAUGGCCGUGCCCAUGCCGUCCAAGCGACGCUCCCUGGUGGCGCGCAACUCCGCCUAUACGCCGCCAGAUACGUCCUCGGGUUCCGAGGGGGAGGACUCUGAGGAGGACCACGGCGUGCAAGAGGAGGACGAAGGAGGCCACGCGGCCGUGGCGGGCGCGUUGUCGCUGCGCCCCGGCUCGUCCGCCCCCGAUGCCGACUCGUCCACCACCACCUCCUCGUCCUCGUCCGCCAGCAGUGGGGUGACGGGCCGCGGGCGCCAAGCCAAAGGUCUGGCCCAGCACGUCCGUGUCUCUGCACACCGGCUGCGCCUGCACCAGCAGCACCGAAAGCCCGAGAUGCCCUCUGCCCCUCCGGACGUGACGAGUUCCACCAACAAUGCCGCCACCGCCGACGAGAUCCAAGAGGAGAAAAAGUCUGGUGGCGGCCACAGACAAACGUGCAAAUACGGCAACGCUGAGCUGAUGGAGACUGGAGACGGUGUUCCGGUCAGCAGCAGAGUUUCAGCCAAGAUUCAGCAGCUGGUCAACACGCUGAAGAGACCCAAGAGACCGCCGCUUCGGGAGUUCUUUGUGGACGACUUUGAGGAGCUGCUGGAGGCGCAGCAACCGGACCCCGACCUGCCCAAAGCAGAGGGGGCCCAGACGGAGCCGGCCCAGGGGGAGGAACUGGGUGCCGAGUCGCUCUGCCUGGAGGCCGCCCUGCAGCGGUGGGCCUCCGUCUCCCCCAAGGCCCCCUGCCUCACCAGCGUGGACGCCAACGGGAAGCCGUUCUGCCAGCUCACCUACGGUAAACUUUGGUCCAGGAGUGUGAAGGUGGCCUACAACCUGUCGCACAAGCUGGGAACCAAACAGGAACCUCUCGUCAGAGCCGGAGACAGAGUGGCGCUGGUGUUCCCCAACAACGACCCCGGCUCAUUCAUGACGGCCUUCUACGGCUGCCUGCUGGCCGACGUGGUGCCCGUGCCUGUCGAAGUGCCUCUCACGCGGAAGGACGCGGGCGGUCAGCAGAUUGGCUUCCUUUUGGGCAGCUGCGGCGUCAGCGUGGCUCUCACCAGCGACCUCUGCCACAAAGGACUUCCCAAGAGUCCCACUGGCGACAUUCUGCACUUUAAAGGCUGGCCCAAGCUGCUGUGGAUGGUGACGGAAUCCAAUCACUUGUCCAAGACACCUCGAGACUGGUUACCCCGCAUCAGGGGCCCCGGAGCCGACACGGCAUACAUUGAGUACAAGACGUGCAAAGAUGGCGGCGUCCUGGGUGUGACGGUGUCACGCGCCGCCAUGUUGACUCAUUGUCGGGCCCUCACGCAGGCCUGCACCUACACCGAAGCCGAGACCAUCGUUAACGUUCUGGACUUCAAGAAGGACGUCGGACUUUGGCAUGCCGUCCUCACUAGCGUGAUGAAUAUGCUGCACGUGGUGAGCAUCCCGUAUGCCCUGAUGAAGGUCAACCCGCUCGCGUGGAUCCAGAAAGUGUGUCAGUUCAAAGCCAAGGUGGCGUGCGUCAAGUCGCGCGACAUGCACUGGGCUCUGGUGGCGCAUCGCGAUCAGCGCGACAUCAACUUGGCCUCGCUCAGAAUGCUGCUGGUCGCCGACGGCGCCAACCCCUGGUCCGUCUCGUCAUGUGACGCCUUCCUCAACGUCUUCCGCACCAAAGGCUUGAAGUCGGGCAUCAUUUGUCCCUGCGCCGGCUCGCCCGAGGCGCUCUCCGUGGCCAUCAGGAGGCCCGCCAAGGACACAAGCGAGCCGCCCCCUCGCGGUGUUUUGUCCAUGUACAGUCUCAGCCACGGAGUCAUCAGACUCGACUCGGACGACAAGCUCGCCGUGCUCGCUGUGCAGGAUGUCGGAAGAGUCAUGCCUGGAGCGGUGAUGUGCGCGGUGAAGAUGGACGCCGUCCCCCAGCUAUGUAAAAGCGACGAGGUGGGCGAGUUGUGCGUGCGCACGGUGGCCACGGGCUCGUCCUACUACGGCCUCAGUGGAAGGACCAAGAACACCUUUGAGGUGGUCCCUGUCACCAGCGCUGGCACUGUCGUCGACGAUUCUCCCUUCACCAGGACGGGACUGCUGGGCUUCGUGGCUGCGUCGGGUCUGGUGUACGUGGCGGGCAAGAUCGAUGGUCUGAUGGCAGUAGGCGGGCGCCACCACAACGCCGACGACAUCGUGGCCACGGCGCUUGCCGUGGAGCCCAUGAAGUUUGUCUACAGGGGCCGGAUAGCCGUGUUCUCCAUCGAAGUCCUGCACGAUGAGAGGAUCGUAGUGGUCGCUGAGCAGCGGCCCGACUCCACCGAGGAGGACAGCUUCCAAUGGAUGAGCCGCGUGCUGCAGGCGAUCGACGGGAUCCACCGGGUGGGUGUGUACUGCCUGGUUCUGGUCUCACCCAACACGCUCCCCAAGAGUCCUCUAGGGGGCAUCCACCUGUGCGAAACCAAGCAGCUCUUCCUGGAGGGGGCGCUGCACCCCUCCAACGUCCUCAUGUGCCCGCACACCUGCGUCACCAACCUGCCCAAACCACGACAGAAGCAACCAGGUGGGAGACGCACACACGUGCGCACACUCGGUCGGGCGUCACGUGGCCUGAGGAUCUUCUGGCUCUUGGCAGAAAUCGGCCCCGCGUCGGUGAUGCUGGGGAAUCUGGUGUCUGGGAAGAGGAUCGCUCAGGCCAGCGGGAGAGACCUGACUCAGGCCGAGGACAGUCACCAGUUCCUCUUCCUGUCUGAGGUGUUACAGUGGCGAGCACAGAGCACACCGGAACAUGUGCUCUACACGCUGCUCAACUCACGGGGGGCGACGGCCAGCUCAGUGACGUGCUCACAGCUCCACAAGAAGGCCGAGAAGGUGGCGGCCAUGCUGGCCGAACGCAGCCACCUUCGAGACGGAGAUCACGUGGCGCUGCUCUACCCUCCAGGCAUGGAGCUGAUCGUGUCGUUUUACGGCUGCUUGUAUGCCGGCUGCGUGCCCGUCACCGUACGCCCGCCUCACCCCCGCGACGUCACCACCACGCUGCCCACCGUCAAGAUGAUCGUCGAGGUGAGUUGUUCGGUGUGCGUGCUGACCACUCAGGUCAUCUCCAAGCUGCUCAGGUCCAAGGAGGCCUCGGCUGCCGUGGACUCCCGCACGUGGCCGCCCAUCCUGGACACAGAUGAUUUACCAAAGAAGAAAGCUCCUCUACUGUACAAACCCUCCAACCCCGACACGCUGGCCUACCUGGACUUCAGCGUGUCCACCACCGGCAUGCUCGCUGGAGUCAAGAUGUCUCACGCGGCCACCAGCGCCCUGUGCCGCUCCAUCAAGCUGCAGUGCGAGCUGUACCCGUCCAGAGAGGUGGCCAUCUGCCUGGACCCGUACUGCGGCCUGGGCUUAGUCCUCUGGUGCCUCUGCAGCGUGUACUCGGGCCACCGCUCUAUACUGAUCCCGCCGUGCGAGCUGGAGAGCAACGCCUCCUUGUGGCUUUGGGCCGUCAGCCAGCACAAGGUGCGAGACACGUUCUGCUCGUACGGCGUGGUGGACACCAGCACCAGAGGGCUCGCUAUGCAGACGGACGCGCUCAAGAGUCGCGGCGUGGACUUGUCCCGCGUGAGGACGUGCGUGGUGGUGGCUGAGGAGCGGCCUCGGACCUCGCUGACGCGGUCCUUCUCCAAGCUCUUCAAGGACCUCGGCCUUCAGUCCCGAGCCGUCAGCACCGCCUUCGGAUGCCGGGUCAACAUGGCUGUCUGCCUUCAGGGAACGUCCGGUCCCGACCCGACCACCGUCUUCGUGGACAUGAGGGCGCUGCGUCACGACAGGGUGCGACUGGUCGAGAAGGGAUCGCCUCACAGCUUGCCCUUGAUGGAGUCUGGCAAGAUCCUUCCUGGCGUUCGCAUUAUCAUCGCCAAUCCGGAGACCAAAGGACCCAUGGGAGAGUCUCACCUGGGCGAGAUUUGGGUUCAGAGCAGCCACAACGCAAGCGGCUACAUGAGCGUGUACGGGGACGAGGCGCCGCCGUCCGAUCACUUUGCGUCCAGACUGAGCUUCGGAGACACACACAGCCAGUGGUCGCGGACGGGAUACUUGGGCUUCCUGCGCAGGACGCAACUGACCGACGCCAACGGAGAGCGCCACGACGCGCUCUACGUGGUGGGCGCCUUGGAGGAGGCCAUGGAGCUGCGGGGCAUGCGCUACCAUCCCGUCGACAUCGAGACCUCCGUCGUCAGGACGCACAAGAGCAUCGCACAGUGCGCAGUGUUCACGUGGAGCAACCUGCUGGUGGCGGUGGUGGAGCUGGCAGCGUCGGAGCAGGAGGCGCUGGACCUGGUGCCGCUGGUGACCAACGCCGUCCUGGAGGAGCACUACCUGAUCGUAGGCGUGGUGGUGGUCGCUGACGUGGGCGUGGUCCCAAUCAACUCGCGGGGCGAAAAGCAACGCAUGCACCUGCGCGACGGUUUCCUUGCCGACCAGCUGGACCCCGUCUACGUAGCCUACAACAUGUAGCCACCAAGGCGUCCUUAAAGGCAGGCAGAUGUCCUCCUCUCUGCAAAGAUUCCUGGGGGCCUUCUCCGCUUCCCAAACAAAGCAACGCGCCUUCUUGUGGGCUCAGGGAGAACAAAGCACUAUCUGGCCGAGGAACACCAGAAGACCUAGGUCAGUGUUUCUUAACCUUGUUGGAGGUACGGAACCCCGCCAGUUUCAUAUGCGCAUCCACCGAACCCCUAUUUAGUGAAAAAUAAAAUUCUUUUUUUCAAAUUCAAGACAGAUGUCUUUUAGUGGUGCACAAAAUGAGCCGUGCAUGAACAUCACCUUGUUCAAAGAACAAAAGCAACACAAUGCAUGAACUCACAACAAAUUACACACCUGCAAAUCAGUGAGACUUCUGUUGCCUUUUGGGAGACCCGUUCAGAUAUGCGUCAUCACAAAUUUACAUGAUAGAUCAGGUUAAGAACUACUGACCUAGAUAUAGUCAUGAUGGGUUCAGAGCGGCCACAACGCGGGCAGUCGUGCAAGUUCGAAACGUUUUGCCCUUUCAGUUUGUUUGUAAAUGCACACCAAAUAAAUGACAUUUUCUUA